Molecule: messenger RNA, 1926 nt
Organism: Pseudocercospora fijiensis CIRAD86
Lineage: Eukaryota; Fungi; Ascomycota; Dothideomycetes; Mycosphaerellales; Mycosphaerellaceae
Exons: 2
Biological process (GO): DNA-templated transcription; regulation of DNA-templated transcription
Molecular function (GO): DNA-binding transcription factor activity, RNA polymerase II-specific; DNA binding; zinc ion binding
Source: RefSeq, a predicted model, not a curated record
AUGAAGCGGCUGGGCGACGGCGACGGCGACGGUGACGAUGGCUCGGCCGACAACGACAGCGGCAUCAACACACCGCAGGCCAAGAUCGCGCGGACGGACGGCAACGGCCAUGCGCAGGGCAAUGGCGACUUUUCCGGCAGCGUCAAGAAGAAGAUCGCAGGCUCGACGCGAACAGGCCAGGCUUGCGAUCGAUGCAAGAUUCGAAAGAUUCGCUGCGAUGCGCGGCCGGGAGGCUGUUCACCGUGCCUGCAAAACAACACCGAAUGCAAAACCACCGAUCGAAUAACAGGACGCGCGACGUCGCGCGGCCAUACCGAACAGAUCGAGAAUGAGAAUGCGCAACUGAAAAUGUACAUGGUGGAGCUCCAGCAGCAGCUGCGAGAAAAUGGACUGGAGCCAAAACCACCACCGCCAGCUCCAGCGUACAUGGCCGGCGGAGGUCAGGCAGCAUCGUGGCAACAGGGCCAGAGUUGGGGCAACAUAUACGCUGGCAGCAGCAGCGCAGCAUCGAGCGUGCAAGGCCGCGAUCGCUCGAGCCCGCAAAGUUCUCUCUUGCCCGACUUCCGCGCGGGCUGCAUUGGCGACAACUAUCUGGGAGUCUCUUCGGAGAACAACUGGCUCAGCCCGAUCGAAGGCACUUCUCUGGCUCUAUUCGGCACCAAGAUCGACCUUGCCGAGUUCAUGCCCAACGACUCAGACCCCACCGCGAGCGCAAUGUCGUAUCGGACAUUCCUCAGCCACGCCUUCAGAGCAGAGUAUCCUCAGACGCCCGACCUUCCUGCCUACGAACAGUGCAAAGUGUAUGCAGACUGGUACUUUCGCUCCAUACAGCAGUUCAUACCGCUUCUGCACAAGCCAGACUUCAUGAACUUGCUCGACAAGAUCCACCACCAGAACUACCAGCCCAAGCCGGCAGAAGCCGUGAUGGUGCACAUGGUCCUAGCAGUCAUCAACUUCCAGUUCUCAUCACGAAACGCCAACGAGCAAGCGCGAGAAGACAGCAUGAAUCACUACCACUACGCCUGCAGCUUAAUCCCGGACCUCAUCACAGGCCACACACUAGAAGACAUCCAAGCGCUGGCGUUGAUCUGCUCGCAACUGCGCAAUCAACCGCGACCAGGAGCGGCAUGGAUGUUCACAAAUCUGGUCAUGGGCCUCGCGAUUGAGUCAGGCCUGCACAGAUCUGCGAAAGCUUGGCAGAACUCGGCCCUGGAGCAGGACCCUCAUCACUUGGAGAUGCGGAAGCGAAUAUUCUGGAGCAUACUGUUGUUCCACGUUCACAUCAGCGGUAAGCUGGGUCGUCCCAUGCCACUGCGCAUGGACGACUUCGACAUUGAAAUGCCCGAAGCCAAGCCGGACAACCUUCCCGGUGAGCCCACUGGAAAGUGGAAGAACUGCUCAUUCAGGGCUGGCAUUGAAGGUUUCAAGCUCCUCAACAUCAUGAUGCAGGUUUACUCAACCAUCUACUCGAUCAGAUCGACUGGUCAGUAUGAGAUGAACAUUCGCCAGCUGGAGAAGGAUCUGGAGAACUUUCACCAGCAAGUGCCGGUUGAACUUCGAGGAGGACCGCAAAGCCAGGAAGAGGACAGGAUUUCAGCCCUGUACCUGGACAUUUCCGUUGCCGAGUGCCAACUGCUUCUCCACCAUCCCUCACUGUGCAGGACGGCGUCGCCUCAACUGAUGAAUCAGAACCUCGACACAUGCCUCCACUGGAGUGGGAAGCUACUCGAAUCUGCGACACAGCUGAAGACAUUGAAGAGCCUCGACACGACGUGGUACUACUCGACGGACUUCUUGGCCGCCAUUUUCACAACGCUAUUCGCAUAUACGGAAAGGAGGGACCAAAUGACCUCGCAGGACUUGCAGAGAUUGAGGCAAGACAUGGAUUCGUGGAUCGAUGUCAUGGCUGAGGUCGCUAAUCUCUUA